This is a messenger RNA of Gorilla gorilla gorilla (western lowland gorilla), 1112 nucleotides long. It is a transcript of the gene KITLG, whose product is annotated as KIT ligand. Gene Ontology annotation, molecular function: stem cell factor receptor binding; cytokine activity. The record is from RefSeq and is a predicted model, not a curated record. Gene Ontology annotation, cellular component: plasma membrane. Bases 190 to 1011 code for a protein of 273 amino acids. The transcript has 10 exons. Gene Ontology annotation, biological process: cell adhesion; positive regulation of cell population proliferation. NCBI's taxonomy places the organism in Eukaryota, Metazoa, Chordata, Mammalia, Primates, Hominidae.
CGCUCGCCGCCUCGCGCCGAGACUAGAAGCGCUGCGGAAAGCAGGGACAGUGGAGAGGGCGCUGCGCUCGGGCUACCCAAUGCGUGGACUAUCUGCCGCCGCUGUUCGUGCAAUAUGCUGGAGCUCCAGAACAGCUAAACGGAGUCGCCACACCACUGUUUGUGCUGGAUCGCAGCGCUGCCUUUCCUUAUGAAGAAGACACAAACUUGGAUUCUCACUUGCAUUUAUCUUCAGCUGCUCCUAUUUAAUCCUCUCGUCAAAACUGAAGGGAUCUGCAGGAAUCGUGUGACUAAUAAUGUAAAAGACGUCACUAAAUUGGUGGCAAAUCUUCCAAAAGACUAUAUGAUAACCCUCAAAUAUGUCCCCGGGAUGGAUGUUUUGCCAAGUCAUUGUUGGAUAAGCGAGAUGGUAGUACAAUUGUCAGACAGCUUGACUGAUCUUCUGGACAAGUUUUCAAAUAUUUCUGAAGGCUUGAGUAAUUAUUCCAUCAUAGACAAACUUGUGAAUAUAGUGGAUGACCUUGUGGAGUGCGUGAAAGAAAACUCAUCUAAGGAUCUAAAAAAAUCAUUCAAGAGCCCAGAACCCAGGCUCUUUACUCCUGAAGAAUUCUUUAGAAUUUUUAAUAGAUCCAUUGAUGCCUUCAAGGACUUUGUAGUGGCAUCUGAAACUAGUGAUUGUGUGGUUUCUUCAACAUUAAGUCCUGAGAAAGAUUCCAGAGUCAGUGUCACAAAACCAUUUAUGUUACCCCCUGUUGCAGCCAGCUCCCUUAGGAAUGACAGCAGUAGCAGUAAUAGGAAGGCCAGAAAUCCCCCUGGAGACUCCAGCCUACACUGGGCAGCCAUGGCAUUGCCAGCAUUGUUUUCUCUUAUAAUUGGCUUUGCUUUUGGAGCCUUAUACUGGAAGAAGAGACAGCCAAGUCUUACAAGGGCAGUUGAAAAUAUACAAAUUAAUGAAGAGGAUAAUGAGAUAAGUAUGUUGCAAGAGAAAGAGAGAGAGUUUCAAGAAGUGUAAUUGUGGCUUGUAUCAACACUGUUACUUUCGUACAUUGGCUGGUAACAGUUCAUGUUUGCUUCAUAAAUGAAGCAGCUUUAAACAAAUUCAUAUUCUGUCUG